AUGACUGAAAAGACUGGACAAAUGGGAAACGAUCACCAAGCAAGUGAUGAUGACAUAUUUGGGGACGAUGACGAUCUCUUUCGGAAUGAUACAUUCGUUGACGAGGAAGCUUAUCGGCCAUUUAUACCAGUAUAUGUGGAAUCAGAGCCAAAUAGUGAAGUAACGAAAGAUCAGCUGCAUAAUAGUAGUAAGUCUCCGAUUCCCCCAGAUCCUGAAGGAUUUAAAAAUGAGGUAAAGGAAUCCUUAUAUUCGAGCGAUGGCGAGGAGAGUAAUGAAGAAUUACCAACUGACAAUGAGCUGAGAUCCGUUGUAAACCCGCCUAUAGAGGAACACGGACCAAGAAGGCGACUACGAAGCCACAAGCCAUGCUCUGUGGUUAAUGAAGACUCGAGCUUGCCAGUUAAAAGGCAGAGUCCAAGCGACUUGAGUAAUGCCAGCAAAUACCAAAAGUCAGAUAUCGAUCGACCUUUGGAGACCGAGGAAAGCUAUAACGUUUCAGAACCAGUGGAAGAGACAAGACAAAUGUCGACUAGCUCACCUGCUAAAGGCACCAAGGCCCGCCAAAAGAUAUUCAACCUAAUGUUUUUAUCCAAGUUAGAAGGAACUGUCGACAGGGCAAUCCAACUGAAGGUUUUGGGUAAAUAUGAUUUUGCCAGUAUUUUAGAGUCUGUUUUGGAGAGAGUCGUUGAAGAAUUCAAAAUUCCUUACCCAGUAAUGCACCAAUAUACUGUGGAUAAUGUGACAUUGUACUGGAACGGCGGAAAACUCUUAAAGUUUAUGACUUGUGACUCGCUCAAAAUUUCUAAUAUUGAUAACAACGAGGUUACCGAGAUUGAAGUUACUAUGGUGUCCAAAAGCGAUGAGGAGAGGUUCGAGGAAGAAGAAAGGGCGAGGCUCUUGAGAGUGGAAAAAGAAGCUAUGUCAAAAGCCAAACUACCUACUACCUUCGAAGCCGAUCCUUCAGAUGAUAAUGGAGAGGCAGACUGCAGUAUAGAAAUCAUCGAGAUGGAUGAUAGUAGCCGGGAGUCUGAAAUGAAGGAAGGUAGUAAACUGGCGCCUGUCGAUUUGGAAGAUGAAGAUGAGCUGGAAGUAAUAAAACUUGCUCUAGUAGGUCAAGAUAACGCAAGACUCUAUGUCAAUGUUAGAAGGUCUACUCCAUUUUCUAAAGUGGCCGAAUAUUACAAGUUGCAUAAACCUCUCCCAAUGGAAGUUAAGCUAAACCUUUAUUUCGAUCAUGAAAAGCUAGAUUUGAAUGAAACCGUGGGCGACCAAGAGCUUGAGGAUGAGGAUAUGCUUGAAGUAGUUAUAUGA
Molecule: messenger RNA, 1311 nt
Organism: Torulaspora delbrueckii
Lineage: Eukaryota; Fungi; Ascomycota; Saccharomycetes; Saccharomycetales; Saccharomycetaceae
Gene: ESC2
Product: Esc2p
Exons: 1
Coding region: 1-1311 (436 amino acids)
Source: RefSeq, a predicted model, not a curated record